This is a messenger RNA of Zophobas morio, 1422 nucleotides long. Its product is annotated as pre-mRNA 3'-end-processing factor FIP1-like. The coding region runs from base 9 to 1331 and encodes 440 amino acids. Gene Ontology annotation, cellular component: mRNA cleavage and polyadenylation specificity factor complex. The record is from RefSeq and is a predicted model, not a curated record. The transcript is spliced from 17 exons. NCBI's taxonomy places the organism in Eukaryota, Metazoa, Arthropoda, Insecta, Coleoptera, Tenebrionidae.
CGGAGGUGAUGCUUGACGAAGAUGACGUUUUUCUUUAUGGGGAACCUCAACAAAAGCUCAGUAUUGUGGAAAAUGAGGUACAAAUUGAAAAUAUGGAAGAAGAAAAAGAAGAUUUAAGAGAAAACGAAGAUAUAGCAGCUGUACCAGAAACAGCGCCCUCCGCCGAGCUAGACAAACUUGAGGAGGAUAUUGGUUUUGACGAUGACGAAAGUGAGGAUGACAUUGAAAUAUCACUUGACAAUGAUCCUAUUUCCCAGGAGACCGUUACUGCCGCUCCUGUGAGUAUUACUUUAAAAACAACAGAUGUCAAUAAACUCGUACACGAAACUGUCCCUCGUUCUUCUACUGCCACUGUAAAACUCGACUUAAACACUCCUGGAAUAGUCAAAAGUGGAAAUGAAAUGGUCAACAUUUAUGAUUAUGAUCCCGAAGUUGAUCAAGAUAAGCCGUGGAGGAAACCUGGGGCCGAUAUAACGGAUUACUUUAACUACGGCUUUACCGAGGACACCUGGAAGAUCUAUAGAGAGCGUCAGAGGGAACUUCGGGUGCUGGCGGCCCCUAAAAAAAUUCUUAAUGUCGUUGGAAGUAUGGGGUCUUCAAAACCUCAACAAAACAAAAGCAGCUUCGGUGGCGGAUCUCACCUCAGGCUGGGAGCCGAGCAAGGCAUGGGCGGAUAUCACGACGGUCAGUUUCAGCCAGGUCACGGUGGGCGGCCCGUCUACCCUCAAGAACGAGGCGGUGGCAUGCGGCCAGUACGAGGUGCAUUUUCUAGAGGCGGAGAGGGAUCACGUGGAGGGGGCAUACAUCACUGGCAGACCCAGUUUCAUGACUACGAUGACCCUUCCAGUCACACUGAGCAAAUCCGGCUUCCCAGAGACCACUUGACUAAUUUUGACCGUCGUGAAGAUGCUCACGACUAUUCGCCAAUUCGCUACUCCCGCCACUCCCCUUCACACCGGUUCAACGGCAGGGACUCUAACUACAGUAGUUACCGAGACAGUAACGGAUAUGGUGGGUUCACCAACGAACGGAGGCGGUCGUCCAGGGGUAGAGGGGACAGCUCGCGUGACAGCAAUGGCCCACGCCACGACCUCUUUGAGGAGCGCGACAAAGAGCGAGAAAGAGACGGUAAGGAGUCGGAGAAGGACAGACAGGGCGACCGCGAACGCGCGUCUAACAAAGAUCGAGAACGAGGGAGAGCCAAAAAUCGUGAACGUGAAAGCGAUAAGGGCCGCGGCAAAGCAAGAACUUCUCGCGAGAGAGAGCGGGAGCGGUACAGAAGCUCCAGGCCAGUAGAAGAAGAGAGAAGAAAGAGAAUAACGAGAAGCUAAAGACAAAUGUUCGCUCCUACCCCACAACCUUCCUUUUCGACUACUCUAAGCUUCAAACGUUGCAGAUAAAUGAAGUACUCCCGCUUAUACA